Zea mays is the source of this 851-nucleotide messenger RNA. RefSeq lists its product as uncharacterized. Lineage: Eukaryota; Viridiplantae; Streptophyta; Magnoliopsida; Poales; Poaceae. The record is from RefSeq and is marked predicted.
CCCCACCAAGCAUCACCACGCAUUUGACGCGGACGCGCGAGGAAGCAAGCACCGCCAGAGUCGGAGGGAAAAAGAAAAAAGAGCACGGACGAUUCGCAGCUGCAGCCUGCACAGGCGGAGGCGAGGAGGAAGAGAGAGCCCCCCACGAUCGGCUCGCCGGGACGGCCGAGGGUGCGGUGGUAGUGCGGGCGCGUGGCCCCGCGCGUGGAGUCGGGAUCCGUAUUGCUCUCUAGCAGCCGGCCGGUGGCGGCGCUCGGCGUCCGAGGCCAGAGCCCAGAGGGUGACUGACAGAGAGAGAAUCGUCCAUCCAUGGGAGGAUCCGGGCGCGGCGCGCAUUUCUUGGACGCGUGCUUCCUCUGCCGGAAGCCGCUCGCCGGCAACCGCGACAUCUUCAUGUACAGGGGCGACACGGCGUUCUGCAGCGACGAGUGCAGGAGCGCGCAGAUGGCGGCGGACGAGGCGGCGGCGGCGAAGGCCAAGGCCAAGGCCAAGGCCAGGGCGGUGUCACGUGGGGCCCUGCUGACCGCCAGGGAAGCGGAAGGCCCGCAGAGGCGCGGCAAGGUCCGGGCCGGCUCCGUCCUGGCCCUGUGACCCCGAGGGGGGUCUCUCACUCAGGGACAGCCUGUGUCUGCCGCGCAUGGCAUUUUUCUUUUUUUCUUUUUUCCUCUGCGUUUACGAGACGCGCCACCGGAGGGCAUCAAUUUCGUGUACACGGCCGGGUUUGCGUUUUUUUUAAGAGAAAACCUUGGGACCGUCCGGUGGUGCUGCUGGUUGCGUUGAUUGCUGGUCCAUGUAAACCGCACGUACAUGGAACAAUAAAAAUAAUAAUAAUCAAGAUGACUAGUGCAGUA